AAGGUUAUGGCUUUCUUUUAGAUUGUCCUAGCUACCUGUCUGUAGCUUCAGCGAGACCAACACUGUUGUGCCUUGGCUCACCUUCCAACCACUCACUUUGGCUCCAAAGGAUCACAACCACCAUCACAUCUGUUUAUGCUUACCAGACCCUUUUCCUCUUUUAAGACUGCUGUUGCUGCUAUUGACUCAAAUGACCUCAGUUCAUCAUCCCCAAAUCCUCCUGACAAGCAACAAGCCAACAAGUAUUAUUUUGUUGUUGCAAAUGCCAAAUUCAUGCUGGAUGAAGAGGAGCACUUUAAGGAGCUCUUGUUUGAGCGCUAUCGUAAUUAUGGGGAGCGUAAUAAAGAGCAGGAUUUCUGGCUUGUGAUUGAGCCCAAGUUCUUGGACAAAGCACCAGCCAAAUCUGCUAAAAUACAUGCAGCAGUAAGUAUCUGGUUGUGGUGACUCAAGGGCAAGCAGUUCAAAGUCCAAUAAAGCUGCUAAGUUAGCAAAGGAGUCGGCGGUUGACGUGGAACCCUAUGGCACAAACCUCAAACCAGAUCCGUCAGUGAGGUGCAACUCAUCUAAGCCAUUAUAUGGUUUGUACAAGGACAGAUUCUAAAGGUCGUUAGUGACAUGAGGUGAAGCACCUAUAUCAAGAACUCAACUGGUCUCACUUGAACUACCAGUAUUAACAGAAUGAACUUGAGGUCUAGAAAAAUUAUUUUUGAAAAAGUCCUUAGCCCAGAAGCAUUGACGAGCACUGUGUCCUGACUUUUCACAAAUCUGACGCUGAAUCUUGUUAGAAGAAUUUCGAGUAAUAGAAGAAUCUGAGAUAUUACCAGUUCUGGUCCCAUAAGCAGCCGAGCUACCUUGACCAUGAUACGGAUCCAAUAGGGCAAAUUUCUAACAAUGGUGUGGAGCAAACUUAUGUCAUUCAAAUGGAUCUAAAAGGAGUUCAAAAUCAUUUUCAUAUGAUCCAUAUAUAUUUGGGGCGUGCUUCAACUCAUAUGGGACAGAUUUGGUGCAACACUUGCAAUCAUAGGCUUAGGGAGCCUAAUCAAACCUAUGGGCUAAAACUAUACAAAGAGAAGUCUAAAGUGAAGAUCAAGUAAGACUUUUAUGAAGAUUCAGCUGUGUUAUGAUGGACUUGCUAUAUUUUUAUUAUUUAACACUUAUUUUAUUUUAGCUUUGUUUGGACUUGUAUUCUGGCCAUACUUUAUCUUUUAAGUUUUAGAGUGUUGGGCCAUGUUUUGGGCUUAUGUUUUA
Manihot esculenta (cassava) is the source of this 1248-nucleotide messenger RNA. RefSeq names its product ycf54-like protein. Lineage: Eukaryota; Viridiplantae; Streptophyta; Magnoliopsida; Malpighiales; Euphorbiaceae. The transcript has 2 exons. Bases 136 to 444 code for a protein of 102 amino acids. The record is from RefSeq and is a predicted model, not a curated record.